Molecule: messenger RNA, 1461 nt
Organism: Effrenium voratum
Lineage: Eukaryota; Dinophyceae; Suessiales; Symbiodiniaceae
Source: the annotation of a GenBank genome assembly
AUGGAAGUCCACGUGCACCUGGCGAGUGGCCUCAGCUGCUCCGUGGCUUUGCCGCCGGAGGCUCGUGUUGGCGAGCUGGAGGCUGAGGCGCAAGGGCGCCUGGAGCGCGGCUGUCUGAGGCUCGCGUUUGGAGGUCAGAUGCUCGACUCAUCGUCCACUUUGAGUGAGGCGGGCUUGCAACAUGGCGACACUAUUGUUGCAAUUGCGCAGCAACCGGUGAAAGUAGCUUCCAACGCAGGUGCAUUCGCUUUGCAUAUCAUCGGAGGCAAAGCGCGCUCUUGGGGCAAUCCGGUAAUGGGAGGUGCCAGCAGACAGGUGCGAGAUCAGUUGGCGCAGGUCGAACAGAUCCAAGCAACUGAGUCCGCCUUUGCCGCCAUCCUAAACGACGGCUCCGUGGUGACUUGGGGUUCUCGUCGCUAUGGCGGCGACAGCAGCGUGGUUCGAGAACAGUUGGCGCGAGUCCAGCAGAUCCAGGCCACCAUGUAUGCUUUUGCAGCCAUUCUGGACGACAGCUCUGUGGUAACUUGGGGUGAUGCGAGGAAUGGGGGUGACAGCAGCCAGGUGCGAAGGCAGUUGGUGCGAGUCCGCCAGAUCCAAGCAGCUUGCAAGGCUUUUGCUGCCGUGCUGGAUGACGGCUCAGUGGUGACUUGGGGCGAUCCGGACAGAGGCGGUGACAGCAGCCAGGUGCAAGACAAGUUGGUGCAAGUCCAGCAGAUCCAAGCAACUCAGACUGCUUUUGCUGCCAUUCUAAAGGAUGGCUCUGUGGUUACUUGGGGGCAUCCUCACCACGGUGGUGACAGCAGCCAGGUUCAAGAGCAGUUGGUGGGCGUUAAGCAGAUCCAGGCAACUGCGGGAGCUUUUGCUGCUAUUCUUGGCAAUGGCUCUGUGGUGUCUUGGGGCGCUGAUCAUUGUGGCGGUGGCGCCAGUCAGGUAAAAGCGCAGCUGGUCCGAGUCCAGCACAUGCAAGCAACCACUUUUGCUUUUGCAGCCAUUCUGGACAACGGCUGUGUGGUGACUUGGGGUGACUCUGCUGCUGGCGGUGACAGCAGCGAUGUGGAAGAGCAGUUGGUGCGGGUCCAGCUGAUCCAAGCAACUUCCAGAGCUUUUGCUGCAAUUCUUGACGACGGCUCAGCGGUGACUUGGGGCGAUGAGUACUUUGGCGGUGACAGCAGCCAGGUACAAGAUCAGUUGGUUCGGGUCCAGCAGAUCCAAGCAACUCAGACUGCCUUUGCUGCCAUUUUGGAGGACGGCUCUGUGGUGACUUGGGGCAAUCCUGAACAUGGAGGGGACAGCAGCCAGGUGCGAGAGCAGUUGGUGGGUGUCAAGCAAAUCCAGGCAGCCAGUCGUGCUUUCGUUGCUAUCCUGGGCAAUGACUCUGUGGUGAGUUGGGGUGCUGGCAGUGAAACCACGCAGGUGCCAGAAGAGUUUGCAGCAGACCAUCAGAUCCUCGCAAUUAUUUGA